Messenger RNA from Stylonychia lemnae, 1404 nucleotides. NCBI's taxonomy places the organism in Eukaryota, Ciliophora, Spirotrichea, Sporadotrichida, Oxytrichidae. The record is from the annotation of a GenBank genome assembly.
AUGGCAGGAUUAGACUUCAACAACUUAGACCUAUACUUGAAUGGUAAUGACGAGCAUUUGUCUGCUUAAAAAGAGCAAGACUCUCUAAAUAUAGCUUCAUUGAUGAAUGAUAUUAACAAUAUUAGAGUUACUUAGCAAAGUUAUGGCAUGCCAGCAAUUGGUGAUCUAUUCAGAGCUAAGCCAGAGGAUAUUCAAGAAAGCAUCAAUUCAAUAUUUUACAUGCUUAAGCAAAGAGUUGCUGAUUUAGACUUUAGAUAAGAAGCUAGAUAGAAGUGGAGUAAACUUGAAAAUGAUAAGCAGGAAUUUGUUGAUUAGAAUAAUAGACUUAAGCAAAAGAUAGAGCAGCUAUAGAGUGAGCUUAAGGAUGCCAAGAUUCAGAUCUAAAAUCAAGAUUAGAAAUUUAGACAAGAGAAGGACAAAUUUGCACUUGAAAGGGAGAAUAUGCUGAAAGAUAACUAAAGGCUCUUGAAUAAACAGACUGCAUUCUAGCAUGAAUUGAACAUUUGGCAAAAAGCAAAUAAAGUUUAAAUCAAUGGGUAAAUGGAAAAUAAAGAGAAUGCACCUCUACCUAAUAAUGAGAUAAAAUUCAGUAGAAUAGGUGGCGAUAGUGAUUUUAAUCUUAUGAUAGCCAAGAAUUAGGAAGAAAUCCAAAGAAAGCUUUGCGAUGAAAACGCUUAGCUAAAAGAAUGUUUGAAGCAACUGUAAAGAGAGUUAUUUGACAUUGUGGAUAUUAAAACUGAAAUUUAUCUUAAAAGAUAUAGAUCUGAAUUCCCUUAGUCUUCAAAUGGUCCUGACUAUGAUAACGAAGAAGUCAUUCGCAAUGAAAUUGAAAGAAUAAGAGAGGAGCUAUUUAAUCUACCAUUCUAAGAGUCAGGACAGGAGAUCAUAGCCAAGUUCCAAAAUAAUUUUACAAAGCUUAAGGACUUUAUGGAGAAAAUUGAUAAGGAAGUUGCCUAGCUUAGUGUGUUUAACGAGAAAAAUGACACUAGCUAUGAUGAUGUGACAAGCAAGUUUAGUGGCAUUACAAGCAUUUAACAGUUAAAACUACUGCUUAGAAAUUAUGACGCUUUAGUUGAGGGACAGCAUUAAUUGCUUAACUAAUCAAUCACUAAAAUGGCUAAGAUACCUCCACCUGAUGAAAUCAGUUCUACUUUCAACAGAUUCUAAAUCCUCAAGGACUCUGAGUUAGAUGAAAUGAGGAAUUUCCUUAAUGAAAAUAAGUCAGUAAUGUAAUAGUAGUACAAAGACUUUGAGCUGGAAAAGAAAUCAUUUGAUGAGAUGACUAAUAGAAUGGAGCAUGAGAAACAGAAAAUCAGUGAGGAAAGGGAAAGAAUUGAGGCUGAGGUGAGGAAAAUAAAAGAGCUAAAUCAGCACAUCCAAUCCUAACUGUUUGUCUCAAAGUGA